Molecule: messenger RNA, 447 nt
Organism: Trypanosoma theileri
Lineage: Eukaryota; Euglenozoa; Kinetoplastea; Trypanosomatida; Trypanosomatidae
Product: As/Sb Reductase
Exons: 1
Coding region: 1-447 (148 amino acids)
Cellular component (GO): nucleus; cytoplasm
Molecular function (GO): protein tyrosine phosphatase activity
Source: RefSeq, a predicted model, not a curated record
AUGAACGGCGCGAGCUACACGUACAUGGAGCCGGCAGAGCUGGUGGCCCUCCUCGACAGUAAUAAUAAUAAUAGUGAUAAUAAUAAUACUAACAAUAAUGUUGAGAAGGUGGCGGUGGUGGAUUGCCGAGAUGAGGACCGGCGGGCGGGGCACAUUUGCCGCUCGCUGCACUUCCCGGCGGCGGCCCUCUCGACGCCGCGGCUGGUGGCGCUGGCGGAGCGGCUGCAGCGGGACGGCGUGGCGGUGGCGGUCUUCCACUGCGCCCUCUCGCAGGUGCGGGGGCCGCGCGCGGCGGGGCGGUUUGCGGCGACGCUGCGGGAUUUGGGGCUGAGCGGCCCGCGGGUGUGUGUGCUGCGCGGCGGCUGGGAGGUCUUCCACGCCGUCUACCACGACACCAGGGCCGAUCUCAUCAGCUACAAGUACGAGGAGGGGGAGGAGGAAGACUAA